Amphibalanus amphitrite is the source of this 1140-nucleotide messenger RNA. RefSeq lists its product as uncharacterized. NCBI's taxonomy places the organism in Eukaryota, Metazoa, Arthropoda, Thecostraca, Balanomorpha, Balanidae. The coding region runs from base 70 to 987 and encodes 305 amino acids. The record is from RefSeq and is a predicted model, not a curated record. The transcript has 2 exons.
AUAUACCCUGAUGUCUACAACGGAUGGUGUGGGGUGAUUUAUUUAUUGUAUUUCGUGUUUCGCGCAACUAUGGAUCUCAAAGAGAUAGAAUCGUUCGAGGCACUCGUCCUAUUGAGCGCGGCAACAGACACCCCUGAAAAACUGAAAGCGUUGUUGCAAAACAACCGGCUCAUCCGCAGAAUGGGAAAACACUGCUGCCGGUCGAAACGGAUGAAGGAACGUGUGUUCGGCCUUGAUGCGGUUUUCGGAAAGGCUUGGGGAUGUCCCAAGUGUUACAAGGUCGAGUCAUUCCGCAAGGCAAGCCUUUUUGAUCGGUCACACGUUGAGCCCAUGAUGAUUCUGAAGAUGGCUUAUCUUUAUGUGAGGCAGAAUCUGAACGUAACGGACAUCCGUUCAAUGGUGAGCAAUCCACCAGCCGUAGCAACCGUCACGGACUGGCUCCAAUUUUUCCGCGAUGUGAUGUCAAAGAAUGUCAUGGAAGAAACCAGGGGGAAAAUUGGAGGCCCUGGCAAACUUGUUGUGGUAGAUGAGACUGUGCUGGGACACAGGAGGUACCACCGGGGCCAGCCCAUCGCCCGUGAGACCUGCUGGGUGCUCGGCAUGUAUGAAGUGGAGACAAAGACUGGCAUACUAGAGUUCAUUCCAAAUCGCAAACGAGAAGAAAUAGUCCCCCGUAUCGUGUCGAAGGUGGAGUUGGGCUCAGAAAUCCACACCGACGAACGCCGAAGCUACGCUUCACUGACAGCGGCCGGUUACAUUCACAAAACUGUGAAUCACUCUCAGACCUUCAUGGCACCAGAUGGUACGCAUACCAACCACGUGCUAGCGUACUUCUCACGAGUCAAACAGCUGCUCAGGAGGAAGAACGUUAAAGGUGUCGACAGGAUUUCGUCAUAUCUCGACGAAUUUAUGUGGCGGGAACGCCACAAGGAUUCCUUGUGGCCAGACUUCAUCGCUGCCAUCCAGCGGCGGUACAGAUUCCACUAGGUGAGUAGGUACAUAGGGGCCGGCCCAAACCCAUCCAAAAUUGUAUCAAACAAACCUAACCCAACCUAACACGUUUCUGGGGAUUCGCAUGCUGGGAACGGGAAGGAGUAUAUGUUAGGUAAGGGUAAAUGGAAUAUAGCCUUUCUUUUUUGG